Suillus fuscotomentosus is the source of this 465-nucleotide messenger RNA. RefSeq names its product WD40-repeat-containing domain protein. The transcript is spliced from 2 exons. Gene Ontology annotation, molecular function: protein binding. NCBI's taxonomy places the organism in Eukaryota, Fungi, Basidiomycota, Agaricomycetes, Boletales, Suillaceae. The record is from RefSeq and is a predicted model, not a curated record. The annotation marks the transcript as partial.
CAUAAUGAAAUCGUUAUGUAUCUCGUCUUCUUGCACGACAACGUACACAUCGUGAGUUAUUCAGAUAGUGGCGUGAUGUGCAAGUGGAACUGCAAUACAGGACUUCUGGUCAGGGAACCAUGGGAAGACAAGGGGGAAGACGAGGGGGAAGACGAGAGGGGAGAGAUAGUUGCACUAGUGCUUUCACCAGACGGGAAGACUAUUGCGUGCGGAAGGUAUGACGGAUGUGUUGAGCGAUGGGAUACCGACGGAAAUAUGAUUGAAGGCGAGUGGGCGGAUCAUGAUGGUGGGCGAGUAAAAUCACUGUCUACUGGCGGUAUCGCACAACUAUGGGAUACAGAAUCCUAUCAACCACUUGGCGAGCCAUUCAGCCAGGAUUAUUACAAUCGCCUUCACCAUGUGUCAUUCUCUCGAGAUGGGAGAUACAUCACACAUGGCGGGAACAACAGCAAAAUAACUUUGUGG